Abrus precatorius (Indian licorice) is the source of this 310-nucleotide messenger RNA. RefSeq lists its product as uncharacterized. The transcript has a single exon. The record is from RefSeq and is a predicted model, not a curated record. Lineage: Eukaryota; Viridiplantae; Streptophyta; Magnoliopsida; Fabales; Fabaceae. The coding region runs from base 29 to 310 and encodes 93 amino acids. Gene Ontology annotation, molecular function: calcium ion binding.
UAGAUAACUGAGAAAGAAGAGAACAAAAAUGCCUGUGUUAGUCCCUCGUGACCAGCCAAAGGCAAUUGGGGUGGACUUGGGGAAGAUUCAGAAAAUAAGGGAAAAACUGAGGCAAGCAGAUAUUAACAUGGACGGUUCUUACAACAAGGAAGAGCUCAAAAUUGCUCUUAAGGACUUAGGUGCCAUCAUCCCUUCAUGGCGAGCCUCUCGUUGUCUCGGAAAAGCUGACUUCGACAACGAUGGUCAAAUUAGCGGCCAAGAAAUUGAUAUUCUCAUCGACUAUCUCCUUGAUCGUGGCUUUGGAAAGUGA